Elaeis guineensis (African oil palm) is the source of this 1455-nucleotide messenger RNA. The record is from RefSeq and is a predicted model, not a curated record. Lineage: Eukaryota; Viridiplantae; Streptophyta; Magnoliopsida; Arecales; Arecaceae.
CCUUGGGUUCCUCCGCAGCUCCGCUCGAGCGGCCGGCCAAAUCCCGCACCCCACCUUUCCCUCUCUGUUGUCUUUCUUCUCAAAUUUAUCGAAGAAAAAUUCCGGCGAGAGAAGAUAAUUUUAUUCCCGGGAUAGAGGAGAACAAGAUUGGGAGAGAGGAAGCAAGAGAGAGCUCAUGGCUUCCCUAUUUGCCUCCUCGAAGCUUCUCUCCACCCGGUCUCCUCCUCCCUCUACUUCUCCUUCGUCUCUCCUCUUCUCCCCUUCUUCACCCUCUCUUCCAUCCCUCUUCCUCUCGUUUCCAGUCCAGAGGAGGAGCAGAUGCCGUUUGAGGGUAGUCCGGGCCCAGGACCCUGACGCCGUGGCCGCCGGCGGCGAUUCCAAGCCUCCCAAUGGAAAUCUGCCCAAGAGCAGGAGGGACAUUCUAUUGGAAUAUGUUAGAAAUGUUCAACCAGAGUUUAUGGAGUUAUUUCUAAAAAGGGCACCACAACAGGUUGUUGAAGCCAUGCGCCAAACUGUGACAAAUAUGAUUGGAACGCUCCCCCCUCAAUUUUUUGCAGUAACUGUUACCACGGUAGCUGAAAAUCUGGCACAGCUUAUGUAUAGUGUCAUGAUGACUGGCUACAUGUUUAGGAAUGCACAGUCCCGUUUGGAACUGCAGCAGAGUUUAGAGCAGAUCGCUCUUCCUGAUCCGGAAGAUAAGAAGGAUGUACCUGAUUAUGCACCUGGCACACAGAAAAAGGUGAUUGGAGAGGUUAUUAGGUGGAAUGAGGCUACAGGCCCUGAGAAAAUGGAUGCAGUCAAAUACAUAGAAAUGCUUGAAGCAGAAAUCGAAGAAUUGAACAGCCAAGUUGCAAGAAGAUCCACAAAUGGACAGAAUGAACUUUUGGAUUAUUUGAAAUCCUUGGAACCUCAGAAUUUGAAGGAACUGACAAGUAGUGCUGGAGAGGAUGUUAUUUUUGCUAUGAACACCUUUAUAAAACGCCUUUUGGCAGUUUCAGAUCCUGCAAAAAUGAAGACCACAGUUACAGAAACAAGCGCUCCUGAACUUGCCAAUCUGCUUUACUGGUUAAUGGUAGUUGGCUACAGCAUUCGCAAUAUUGAAGUGCGCUUUGACAUGGAAAGGGUGCUGGGUGCUACUUCUAAGCUUGCUGAGCUGCCACCAGGGGAGAACAUCUGAAGACACAGAAGCAGCUAAUUCUAAUGAAAGUGAGAGUAAAUGGCUGUGAGAAUUGCCAUGGUGUAGUGGAACCUCAAGCUUUAAAUUAAUUCAUUGACCACCCAGUUUAUGUACAUGCUUGGUAGCCACAAAGCCUAUGUAUUCGUUGGCAUCCUGAAGGCUCCAUCAACUGUCUUUAUUCUUACAUUAGUAGCAGAAGAGGAAAGAAAAUUGGGCCUCUAUAUGUAUAACAAUGCAAGAUUUAAAGAUUUUUGAGGUUUUACCUGAUUGAUUUAUAC